AUGCCCGGCAUGCCCAAGCUCUCCCUCGUCGAGGGCAGCUUUGAAGAGUUGGCCACAGAGCUAGCGACAUACCUCGACACCCUGAAAGGCGAUGGCUCCACCGUCGCGGCUGAGGUGCAGCCCCUCCUCGCCGACCCGGAGCAGCCAGAGCAAGCGAAAGCGACCGACAAAGAUGCCGUACUGAAGAAGCUGGUCACCGCCAGCUCGGUUCUCAAUGCUGCCCCCGAGCGCGAACUGCAAGCGGCAUACAACCUCCUCAUUCACCUCAUCUCGCAAGCACAAGACCCCAACAAAUUCCUCCCGCCGAUAUGCAAAUAUCUCAGCCAGCCCAUCACCUCAUCCCCACAGAAUGGAUCCGGCAUCGCGCUUGGAGUAUUAGGAUCCCUCUUCAACACCAUUCCGCCAGAGGAUGAGACGAGAUACCAUGUGCUGUUGGCCAUUGUGGAGUUGAUCAAGAACUCCAAGAACUACGACACACUACAGCCGCAGUUGAAGAAUCUCGAUGUCUGGGUGAAGCAGUGGGAGUCUGAGCCGGAAGAGACGAGAACCCUUUACCUUUCCAUCGCCGAUGCGGCCGCCGCAGCCAACGAACCCGAAGACAGCUAUACCUACCUCCUCAAAGCCCUUCGCACUCUUCAAUCCGCCCCGUCUUCACAGGAAGCGCGCGAUGUUUCCGUCCGCGCCCUCAAAGUUGCCCUGCAAAGCGAGAAGCACUUCGACUUCGAGGAUCUCACCGCGCUAGACAGCGUCCAGUCUCUCCGGAAAACCGACCAGGUCUGGUCGGAAGUCCUCGAGCUGUUCAGCGCGGAAGUCUACGACGACCUGCAAGACUUCAAAGAAUCCAACCCCACCUUUUGCUCCGAAAACGGCAUCGACGAGGACGCGCUCGACCGCAAGAUGCGUCUCCUCACCAUUGCCUCCCUCUCCGCACAAGCCGCCCACACUCGCACCCUGCCGUACUCCACCAUCGCCAAAGCACUAGCCAUCCCGACGGAAGAUGUGGAGGUGUGGAUCAUCGAUUCCAUCCGCUCCGGCCUCGUGGAGGGUAAGCUGUCGCAACAAAAGCAGGAGUUCCUCAUUCACCGCAGCACCUACCGCGUGUUUGGCGAGAACCAGUGGAGAGAAGUGGCGAGCCGGCUGGAGACGUGGAAGACAAGUCUCAUCAAUGUGUUGGGGGUGAUUCGAAGCCAGAAGGAGGAGUUUGUGAAGGAGAAGGAGGCGCAGUUAAAUGGACCUCCCGCGACGGCGAGAGACGGGUUCGGCUAUCGACCUGAUAGGCGGCAGAGGAACGUUGGAUUGUCUUUGGACAAUGAGUGA
This is a messenger RNA of Neohortaea acidophila, 1317 nucleotides long. Its product is annotated as eukaryotic translation initiation factor 3 subunit M. The transcript has a single exon. The record is from RefSeq and is a predicted model, not a curated record. Lineage: Eukaryota; Fungi; Ascomycota; Dothideomycetes; Mycosphaerellales; Teratosphaeriaceae. Gene Ontology annotation, biological process: cytoplasmic translational initiation. Bases 1 to 1317 code for a protein of 438 amino acids. Gene Ontology annotation, cellular component: cytoplasm; eukaryotic translation initiation factor 3 complex. Gene Ontology annotation, molecular function: translation initiation factor activity.